Pseudogymnoascus destructans is the source of this 842-nucleotide messenger RNA. It is a transcript of the gene PFY1, whose product is annotated as profilin, required for normal timing of actin polymerization in response to thermal stress. The transcript has 5 exons. The record is from RefSeq and is a predicted model, not a curated record. Bases 112 to 504 code for a protein of 130 amino acids. Gene Ontology annotation, molecular function: actin monomer binding. NCBI's taxonomy places the organism in Eukaryota, Fungi, Ascomycota, Leotiomycetes, Thelebolales, Thelebolaceae. Gene Ontology annotation, cellular component: cell cortex.
CCUCCGUCUCAACAUUCGCACUUUUGCAACUUUUGUAUCCCAAAAACACUUCCCAAUAACGCUGUUUUUUUUUACAUCCUCACAGCUCCCUACAGUGUUAGCGAUUCCAAGAUGUCGUGGCAAGCAUAUGUUGACACCAGCUUGGUGGGCUCCGGCCACGCAGACAAGGCCGCCUUGAUCAGCGCUGCAGGCGACAGCGUCUGGGCCAAGACCGAGGGCUUCGAGGUUAAGCCAGAGGAGAUGCAGAACAUCGUUGCGGCACUAGCGGGCGGCGCGGCAGCAGACAAGCUGUGGACAGAGGGUCUUCACGUUGCGGGGGAGAGGUUCGUCGUGUUCAAGGUUGAGGGACGGAGUAUCUACGGCCGCAAGGGCAAGGACGGUAUCGUGAUCGCCAAGACCACACAGGCUAUCAUCGUCUCGCAUUACGGCGAUAAUGUCGUUGCGGGCAACGCGGCCCAGACCGUCGAGAACCUCGCCGACUACCUCGUUGGCCUGGGCUACUAAGUCCGAGGAGCGUUUUGGCAGUGCUGUACGAGUCGUUUGUGCAUUGGUGACCGCUCGCUGCGAUUGUGAUAUUGGGAAUAGAUGGAUUGGGUGGCGGGCGAAGGGGGGAGAUAUGCCUGUGAGGACGGGAAUUUGGGACGGCAAACAUUGAGGAUGGUAUUGAUCUAGACAUCUUACCUUACUCAUGGAUGUUUGUUGGUUGCGAAUAGUGUGAUGUUGGGCCGUGAAUUAGGCUGGCACUUUUGCUAUAGAUGACACUCGCCUCUAUCAUUCUCUAUUGCCCCGAUUUGUAUUUUCAGACCCAAUCUAGAUUCGUGACUUCUAUCCUUUUACUGCCA